Molecule: messenger RNA, 601 nt
Organism: Pectinophora gossypiella (pink bollworm)
Lineage: Eukaryota; Metazoa; Arthropoda; Insecta; Lepidoptera; Gelechiidae
Gene: CPR23
Product: endocuticle structural glycoprotein ABD-5-like
Exons: 3
Coding region: 69-383 (104 amino acids)
Cellular component (GO): chitin-based extracellular matrix
Molecular function (GO): structural constituent of chitin-based larval cuticle
Source: RefSeq, a predicted model, not a curated record
UAUAAAAUGAGCGAUCAUACACUAGUUACUCAUUCGUUAGUUUGUGCUCAACUCGAAUACUAAGCAACAUGCUCAAAUACGUGACAGUACUAUGCGUGGUGGCCGCCCUCUGCGCCGGCGUACCCCAGAACCCGCAAGAAGUGCAGAUCCUGCGCUUCGACAGUGAUGUCCAGCCCGAUGGAUACAAUUUCGCAUAUGAAACCAGUGACGGCACUUCCCGCCAGGAAGAAGGCAAGAUUGACAACCCUGAUUCCGAAAACGCUGCUCUGACAGUCAAUGGACAGUACUCGUACGUCGCCCCUGAUGGCAAACACUACACCGUCACCUUCACCGCCGGACCCAACGGCUUCCAACCCAAGACCUCCCUCGGACAGAGGAAGUAAACCUUCGAGUCUUCAAUCAUGGUCAAUAUCUCUAAAGCUUCGUAAGUCCUUAUCGCGCAAUGCUCGAUAACUCCUGUGGCCAUUAGAUCUCAGUCAUCGCAGUACAGAAUAGGGCAUCGUUGUCUCUAAAUUCUUGUGCCAUAAGUCUUUUGUAUUUUUUGUAAAGAAAAUUGUGAUAAACUUACUUACUUCAAGAAAUAAAAGUUUCUUUUUGUAAA